AGCCGGCGGGAGCGGCGGCGCCAUGUUGCGGGCGGGAGGAGCCGUGUCCCGCGGUUACGGGGCCGUGGAGGCGAUUAGAGCCCGUAGGAGGCAGCAGGAUUGGGCUCUGAGGAAAGCAAGGAGGGAGACGCAACUCGUCAGUAAGAGAUUGUUGAGGGAGCUUCAAGAUGAUGGAGAGGAGAUGGAGACGAGAGAGCCCUCGGUCACUCAGGAAGAGGUGUCGCAACUAUACCAGAGGAUUCAGCAUGGAUCAGAAGAUCGGCUUGCUGCCUUACAAUCCCUGUGCCAAUUACUGCACCUGGCAGAGGCACAGAAGAUGUUUGUCAGUUUGGAGAACAGUAUCCAUGUUCUUAUUGGACUCUUCACCAGCAACCUCGCGUCGGUUCAACUCAAAGCCGCACAAUGUUUGCUCCGGCUCUCCCAUGCCGACGAUCCCAACGUCUCGCUGGUGUGUUUGCCGGCAACACCGUAUCUGCUGACGUACCUCUCCGGACAGAGUGCUAAGUUCACAGAGCAGUGUCUAUAUAUCCUCGGCAAUCUGGCAGCGGAGAAUAAGGCUGUUCGGAAUCAGCUGCUGCUGCAAGGUGUGGUCCAAGCACUGGCCGGCUGCCUGCAGUCACCUCAUGGAGCUGUGGUGGAGGCGGCUGCUUAUUCACUUUCACAAUUGCUGCAGGCCAAGGAGGCGAGAGAGAAGAUUGUGCCUGCGGUUCUGGAAGCGAGCCUGACGCCACGUUUGAUCGAAUUGCUGGAUCUGGAUUCUGAACUGGGGAUGCCCACGGCCGUGGAGUGUGCCUGGUGCCUGCACUACAUCGUGAGUAGCGGUGUUGCCAGUGAGUGUGUGAUCUCCCAGGGCAUCCUGCACCAAGCUGUAACGCUGCUGAUAGCUUUGGGCCGAGCCAUUGAUUCCGGCGCUACAACAGAUGGUGUGGAAUUGCUGAUUUACCCGGUGGUCCGGUGUUUGGGGAACCUGACUGCAAGCCGCGACGCGACUCCACUGGCCGACUGCGGACUGCUGCCCGCGCUGAGCUCGAUCAUCAGCAAGUUCCUGCCGACGCAGCCCUCCGUCUCUCGGGAAUGCCUCUGGCUCCUCAACAACCUCACCGUUGGCGAAGAACGAUUCUGCUCUGCCUUCCUCAAGUAUAAUCUGGUGCCAGUGUUACUCCAACUUAUCCCCUUUUGUGGAGGCAUAAACACGCUGGUCCUGACGCUGUUGGGCAACAUUGCAGAGAUGGGGCCGGAGCUCUGUGAGAAACUACUGCAGCAUCGGGAGAUAUUUUCUGCCCUCUGCACCUCCAUGAGGACGGCUGAUACAGAGGCCGUGCGCUUGGCUCUGGAAGUACUGCACCUCAUCCUCAUGCACUGUGCACAGGCCUGUGUGGAGUUUGCAAAUCAAAAUGGGGUAGAGGCGCUUGAAGCGAUUCAGUACAACAGCAACAAGGAAAUCAGUGUCCGAGCCAAUUUUCUAAUGGACAGAUACUUCGCAGACAAGGCAGUUUGACAAGCUGCUACUGGCGGCCAGAAUAGUAAUGAAGUUCAUUUGAAGGUGGAAUAAUGGAGAUGAGCUCUCUUUACCUCUCCCGUUCCCGGGGGUCCGAGAUGUUCCCUCACCUCUCAGCCUCUGCGUCGCUUGAAGAAUAUGGACGCUCGCCAGUGUUUGGGUUGAUGGACAACUUCCCUUCAUCUCCAGAGGCCCUUUUCCACUCCGACAGAUGCGUCAAUUGCUUGCCGUAUGGCCAUGUUCUCCAGAGAUGCUGCCUGACCCGCUGGCUUGCUCCAGCACUUUGUGCCUUUUUGUUUCCUAAGCCAGCAUCUGCGGUUCCUUGUAGUUCCAGUACAAGGCGGCACAGAUA
This is a messenger RNA of Amblyraja radiata (thorny skate), 1850 nucleotides long. RefSeq names its product transmembrane and coiled-coil domains 6 (gene tmco6). The transcript is spliced from 13 exons. Gene Ontology annotation, cellular component: vacuolar proton-transporting V-type ATPase, V1 domain. NCBI's taxonomy places the organism in Eukaryota, Metazoa, Chordata, Chondrichthyes, Rajiformes, Rajidae. Bases 23 to 1498 code for a protein of 491 amino acids. Gene Ontology annotation, molecular function: protein binding; proton-transporting ATPase activity, rotational mechanism. The record is from RefSeq and is a predicted model, not a curated record. Gene Ontology annotation, biological process: proton transmembrane transport.